AUGGCUCCCAACACCCUCGAAUUCCAAUUCCCCAAUACCCUCAGAGGAAAGAAGAUCCUCCUAGCAACCGAAUCAUGGGGCCCCGUCAACGGCGUCUCCCGCACAACAAGGAGUCUAGUCGAGUAUCUACGCGCAAACGGCGCAGACCUAACUCUCGUCGCCCCCUUCUUCAAAGGAAAACACUCCUCAUCCCCAUCUGAGCUCCGUCUCCCAGGCUGUCCACUCCCUUACAAUCCAGACCUAACAGUCGUCUACCCAUUCCAUCUACAAGAUAUCUUCUCAACAUUCACACCAGACCUCAUUUACCUCGCAAGCCCCGCCUCGCUGGGCUUCCAGAUGUUAUUGCAGAUAAGACAACUGCGCAAUCCCCCACCAGUCCUACUAAACUUCCAAACCGAUCUCUCCGCCUACGCGGAGAUAAUGCUCCCGUCUCCACUGGAUCGAUUCGGUGUUUGGCUCUUGGGGACAGUACAGGGAUUCCUUUUUCGAACACCCGCCGUACAAACCAUCUUCUACCCUUGCUCUGAUAUCAAAGGGUAUUUGGAAAGUGUACGGGCACCGAGCGAUCGACUAGUGAGACUUGGACGAGGCGUCGACACGACAUUAUUCAGUCCGUCGCGCCGAGACGAGAAUUUUCGAAAAAUGAUCGCGCCACAGGGCGAGAUAAUUCUCCUCACAGUAUGUCGGAUCGCGCCUGAGAAAGGAUUCGAAUUUCUAGCGCGGGUCGCAGAGAGACUCGUGCAAGAGAAAGUGGCGUUUAAGCUGGUUGUUGUUGGUGGGAAUCGGAAUCCAGUUGUUGAAGAUAGGGUGCAGAGGUUAUUUGACCCUGUCCGGGAUCGAGUUAUCUUCACCGGGUUCAUGACUGGCGAUGCGCUUUCGAGAGCUUACGCUUCAGCGGAUUUGUUCUUGCAUUGUUCUAUCACUGAGACCUUUGGUCUGGUCGUUCUUGAAGCGAUGGCGAGUGGAGUUCCGGUCAUUGCGCGCGAUCAAGGCGGGCCUUCGGAUGUUAUUCAGCAUGGUCGGACGGGGUAUUUGGUUCCGCCGCGGGAUCUGGAGGGUUUCGUUCAUUUGAUUCGAGACGUGACGGGGGAUCGAGCUUUGAGGGCGGAUCUUGCGGUGGCGGCGAGGGGGUAUGCGGAUGAUACGACGUGGGAGAAGAUUAAUUGUCGGGCUGCUAGGCAUAUGGCGGCGGUGCUGUCGCAUGCGGAUCAGGAGUCGCAGGUUCAGAGACGUGUGGCGAGGCCUGGUGUUAUUGGGGGGUUCUUUGAGCAGCUUCGUUUGAUGCUUGCGGUUGGAUUGGUGUAUUUCAUGUGGCUGAUCUCUGUUGUUCCGUUGAUUGUUCAUGGGAAUCGGUUCUUGCCUCGUGCUUGGCAGGCUCUGCAGGGUCAGUUUCAGGGGACGCGGCCGUUGCGCAGUUGA
Penicillium brevicompactum is the source of this 1419-nucleotide messenger RNA. Its product is annotated as glycosyltransferase family 4 protein. The record is from RefSeq and is a predicted model, not a curated record. The transcript has a single exon. The coding region runs from base 1 to 1419 and encodes 472 amino acids. Gene Ontology annotation, molecular function: glycosyltransferase activity. Lineage: Eukaryota; Fungi; Ascomycota; Eurotiomycetes; Eurotiales; Aspergillaceae.